Molecule: messenger RNA, 1626 nt
Organism: Penicillium lagena
Lineage: Eukaryota; Fungi; Ascomycota; Eurotiomycetes; Eurotiales; Aspergillaceae
Exons: 4
Coding region: 1-1626 (541 amino acids)
Biological process (GO): transmembrane transport
Molecular function (GO): transmembrane transporter activity
Source: RefSeq, a predicted model, not a curated record
AUGGCCGAGCUCCAUGGCCCUCCCGGCACGGAACUGAUUAUGAGGACUUACAAACAUAAAAUUUGGAGUCUUCUACCUCAACCAUCAUGCAGUUCGAGUGACCCAUUGAACUGGUCAAAGUCAUGGAAAUGUGCGUCUCAAAUGUCGGGAAACUCCCUGGAUGAUAUGCAAUUUCUUUUUCUGUUUGUUUCAGUCGAGUCAGCUCUUUCAAUGGGUCCUAUGUUCCCGCUGUUUGAGGCCGAGUUUCACUUGGACAAUACGCAACUAAGUUUGUUGACCGGGGCGUGUGUAAUGGCCCUUGGGUUCUCAAACUUUAUCAUCGUCCCAUGCUCCAAUAUCCUCGGAAGACGCUUUACCAGCCUUUUAUUUUGUCUUCUUGGUAUCGCAUCGUGUAUCUGGCAAGCCCUUGCCAUCUCACAUUCUAGUCUACUCGCUGCUAGAGUAGUCAACGGCAUUGCUACAGCCACGAGUGAGACCCUGAUGGUACAAGUGAUUGCAGACAUAUUUUUCCUUCAUCAAAGAGGCUUUUGGACUGGUGGCCAAUCAUUUCAGGAAGUAUCGGACAAAAGUAAGCAAAACGAAGCCCUUUGUCUUUGGAAAAUUAAAUCACUGCUAAAACGAUUUGUUCCCUCAGGUAUGGCUGGCGCAGCUUUUUUUUGGCUCUCGCUAGCAAUGAGUAUUUUCAACUUCCUCACGCUUCUCUUCUGUUUCCCCGAAACAAAAUUUAACCGAGACUCAGUCAUUCAGACAGGUGUCUCUGAAGAGGCUACCGACAAUACUUCGCAGGAUAUGGACUCCAACAGCGCGAAGGCAGAGUCUCAUCAGCUGGAGAAUAUCGGCGGAGAAGUUCAUAAUGCCGUCGGAACGGGCCGGCCUUCCUGGGAUCAGUUCAAGUUGUGGCAUGCGCCAGAUGCAAAUUGGAAACGGUUCCUGCUUCGCGAUUUGUUUUCACCAUGCCGUCUAUUCUUCUUCCCAAUCAUUUUAUGGGCUGCACUGAAUGUGGCCGGGCCGGCGAACGUCCUCCUGUUCUGGAAUCUAACAGAGUCCGCUGUCUUGGGGGCCCCUCCUUAUAGUUUCAGUCCGGCAUCAGUGGGAUACUCCAACUUCGCCUUUGUAGUUGGGGGUCUGAUUGGUCUUGCCACUGCAGGUCCGUUUUCGGACUACAUCGCCAUAAGAUUGACAGCUCACAAUCGUGGUGUUCGUGAGGCAGAGAUGCGACUACUCGCUCUGAUACCAUAUUUUGUGACAACAGUUAUCGGAAUCACCAUCGGCGGCGUUGGAUACGCGCGAUUGUGGGAAUGGCCUAUCAUUCUCGUCAUUGGGUAUGGUUUCAGUGGCUUGUGUGUUACUGCCGUCCCUACCGUCGCAGUGGCAUAUGCUGUUGAAUGCUACAAGUCCGUCGCGGGGGAAAUUAUGGUCGUUGCAACAGUGAUCAAAAACACCUGUGGAUUUGCGAUGAGUUUCUGGGUGCCAUCAUUGGCAGAACGGAAUGGGUAUCUGGCUCCCGCCAUGGUUGAGUUAGCAUUGACUAUCGGCCCGCUAGUCAUGGGACUGCCGAUCUAUCUUUAUGGCAAGAAAUUACGCAAGCUUACACAGGGUUCGAGUGUACAUCUCUAUGAGUCAUGA